Mobula hypostoma (lesser devil ray) is the source of this 2940-nucleotide messenger RNA. RefSeq names its product bora aurora kinase A activator (gene bora). The transcript is spliced from 13 exons. The coding region runs from base 106 to 2019 and encodes 637 amino acids. Gene Ontology annotation, biological process: regulation of mitotic nuclear division; regulation of mitotic spindle organization; activation of protein kinase activity. Gene Ontology annotation, cellular component: nucleus; cytoplasm. Gene Ontology annotation, molecular function: protein kinase binding. The record is from RefSeq and is a predicted model, not a curated record. Lineage: Eukaryota; Metazoa; Chordata; Chondrichthyes; Myliobatiformes; Myliobatidae.
CGCUGAUUGGCUGACGGCUGGUGAAGCGAUUUCAGGGCAACGAACUCAGAGUGGAGGAGAGAGCUAAACAACUGAAAGUGGAGAACUGCUAUAUACCAUUGAAGGAUGGGUGAUGUGAAAAAUGAGACAAGGUCAAAUAUAACACCGGACACACCUGGACGGCCUCCUGUCUUGAAUCCUUUUGAGAGUCCCGGUGAUUAUGCAAGACUGCACAAGCCGGUGGUUCCCAGCCCCUCUGUCUUCAGAUUGGUGAAAACCCCUGAUUCUGAAACUCCUGGUAAAUUUAGAUGGUCCAUUGGGGAGCUUGCCAUUUUACAUCCAAUUGAUAUUGAUCCAGAAGAUGUUCACCAGCAAUCAUCAUAUAUGAACUGUACCAGAUUAGAUAAUGAGAUUGAGGCAAGAAACCAAAAAGCCAUUGAAGAGUUUUUUUUGAAUAGUCUCAUUGUUCCUUCUCCUUGGACUCAAACUUCAGGAAAACCAAUUACACAGUCUUAUCGAACCAAAUGUUCAUCCUUGAAUAGGAAUUCUUCAGUUAACUCAAAAGGAUCUGGUGUGUUGCCUGGGAAGCAUAAUGCAGCUUGUCAGACCUUGUUGUCGUUACCUGUGGACUUUGAUCUAGAAAAAAUAAUAGGUGAAUACUAUAAAUCAGAAGAGCCUGUGGACCAGUCACAUGAAAGUUUGAGUGCCUCUUCACUUCGAAGGAAACUAUUUAUAGAUGGUGAAAGAAGUUACUCCGAUAGCUCUUCCCUCGCUUCUCCAGAGCAAAGUCCUAGUGCUGAUCCUAUCCAAUGCCACGGACAUCAAUGUUCACUGGAGUCUUCUCCAGCUAUGUGUAAAAGCACCAUAAAAACACCUAGUUCUGGGCAGUUUUCAUCAAGUCCCAUCCAAGGUGCAGGAAGGGCAUGCAGUUUAGGAAGCAUUACAAGCCCCAUGUUUCGAGAAAAGUCUUCUCCUAAUCCUGCAUCACCACCUUUGUCUCCAAUUGGACUUCAGUUUGACAAAUGCCCAAGUUCAGGAGGGGAGGACCUCGCUUUUAUGUCUCCUGUUGUUCCUUCUACAAUGAUCUUGGAUGGGAGCGUUGACCGUUUUACAGUAUCUCCUUUCAUAGAAGGAUGUUCACCCAUUAAAACAUGCCCUGUGAAUCCACGACUUCACAACAUUCUUUGUCACACCUCUCCUGAGAAGAUAUCUUUUCUACGUGAAUGCAAAGAUGAACAGAGAACUCAUUCUACAGCAGAAACUAACAAGCAGCCUGAGCUGGAUGCAAAGUUGUUUCUCGAAGUAGACAGUAAAGCAAAUUGCAUUCUAUCUCAUAACUAUUCGGUCAAUGAAAACAUAAUGGCCCUUGAGAGUGGGAACGAGGAUCAUACUGUUGAUAUGGCAGAUCUAGGAACAAAUGAGGGGUGCGAUAGCAUUUGGAUGAAGGAAAAUGUAACAAGUAUUAGUAUUCCAAUGACUAGUUCAAUGACUGGAAUUGCAUUUAAUGUAGAUAGCCCUCAUCUGUAUUUGUCACCACUAGCAGAAAGCAGUGUUAUUCCUUUUGAGGGCAUUAGUAUCCAGGCUGAUAGUGGAUAUAAUACACAAACCACUUCUGGCUAUAGCAUAGGGGAUGCUAUUGGAACAGAUAGCCAGCUUGAUAAAGAGCAUUUAGAACCACAGACACGAGCUGGAACUCUACCUCUAAAUAAGUCCGAUGCCAAACCUCUUAAGGACUUCCCUGUGUUGGAAUGCAAGGAGAACAACGAUGUAUUAGGAAUGAACUCAUCUGCUAACUUAUAUAAGCCUUUUCCCGUCAAUAGACUGCGUGUAACACACGAUAUGGUGUUAAGCCAGAACAUUUGCUACUUGAAUACCUGGAAAAGUCCCUGUGAACAGACAUUAGCUAGAAUAUUUAAAAAGAAUGCAAGAUUUUCGCCACCUCAGCUGCACGAGAAGUCAUCUUGUUUUAUAAGACAACCCCUUGAAAUGACAGUGGAGGAACCUGAACCUAUUGGCGAAAGCUCUAUGUUCUUAUUUUAAACAAGUACAAAUGGCAGAAAGAUCUACCCAUUGAAGCUUGAAUUCGAUUAUUGACUAUGAAUGUAAAAUCCAUUGUAAAGGUCUCAGUUUGGUUCACUAAUAAUCUGAAAAUAUAAAAAAAACACCAGGACGAGUGACAGCAAAGUUCCAAUCAGCACUUCUAAAAAUGCCAAUUGCAUAUAGAUAAAGAAAUGCUUUUCGUAAAAUACCUUAAUUUACUGAUCAGCUGCUCUGUCACCUAUAAAUCAUGCACAGUUACAAUCUUCUAUUUUUCAUACAAUUUGACCUGUAAGUUAAUAGUCCCAUUCUCCAACUUGUUUGUCGACUGUGUUCUUACACCUUAGCAUGUAUUGUACAUUAACCUAAAUCUUAUGUAUAUAUAGAAUGAAUUCAAUGAUAUUUUAAAUGAUCUAAAAUCAGUGGUAACUUACUAUCUGUCAAACAGCUACCACCACAUCUAACUCACAAUCUUAGCACUGAGAAGCAAGUUCUUCAAUGCACAGAAAGACUGGUACAAUCAUGUAUAAAUUGGGGUGGGGGGGGGAAGGUUUAUAAAAGAUUCUGGUUUGAAUUGUGCUCCUGAUUUCAGUAAAUGUUUUGAAAUAGCAAAACAAAAAUCCUUUGUUUACAUUUUAGACCCACAGGUCUAGCUAUAAAGGUCUACUUGAAACAUUUUGUACUGAAAAAUAACCUCGUGCUUUUUAAAGUCUCAAUAUUUAAUAAAAAAAGUUUCUAAAUCUUGUAUUUUUUUUAAACUUUGCAGAUUUAUGUAUUUUUCAUAUUGCAUUUAAAUGAAGAAUUGAAAUUAUGCUGAUUUUGGGUUUGGUGCAGUAGCCUGUUUCAUGCAAUACCUCACUGUUGAACUUGUGUUUUAUUUGUAAGAUCAACACUAAGAGCAAAUUCAAAUUAAAAAUUUCCAGU